AGAGAGGGGGACACAGAGAGAGAGAGGACAACCCAAACACGGACGGGUUAGCAGACAACUAUCAAACAACGACGGCCUGACAGCCAUUUAAUCAACUAUUUACUCAGCGGUUUGAGAAAAAAAAAUGUGACCGAGUGAGAAGACCACCUUGCGGAGGACUGUCGGAAGCGUAUGACAACUUCGGUUGUUGUGAGAGGGGCACCAUGGCAUAUCAGUCGAGUGCAGACAGGAACCUCCUUCGCCUCCGUGCAUGGAAACAGAGGAACCAAGAAACAAGCCAAGCCAACACUGAGAAUGUGCCACUCUUUGGGGUACCAUACAAGACAAACAAAGGGGACGAGCUUUCCAAUCGAAUCCAGAGGAUGCUCGGCAGCUAUGAAGAUGUGAAUAAUCCAUAUCCCUUUGCUAUGGAGGCUUUACCCAUUCCUACUUGUUUAACCUUCUUACAGUCAGAUCAGGGUCUGCCCAACCCUGAUAAACCAGCCAAGCCUCCAUUCCACAAUCAAAUCCAUUACACGUCCUCCCAAAGUCAGAAAGCCCCAUCUAGCAACAGUUACUCCUCUCAGCCCACGAGGACGUCCGCUGCCUCUUCUUCCCCGAACCACCACGGACAUUCAUCCACUUUCUCAAAUGCUCCUCUGAACCACAGUCGGCUCAGCCUCUCGGCACAUCAACAACAGAGGAGCGAGGCCCACUCUGAUCUCAGGGAGUGUGUCGGCCUUUCCCACGAAAUGUCUUCUCAGUCUCCCGACGCUAAGCCGCUACCCUUCCCACAUUCCAGUGACCACGAUAACAAGGACACUAAAGACAUGGAUGCGUCCACUUUUAACCUAAAGCAGUCCCCCAGCGAUGCGUCUCUGCUCCAAGCAAACAAGGGUAACACGCUACCUUCCCAGACCUUCCCUUCUCUCCUGUCGUCAAAGCAGCCCAGCGUAGUCAUGACCCAGAAGCCGACGGCGUACGUGCGGCCCAUGGACGGUCAGGACCAGGUGGUCAGCGAGUCACCGGAGCUGAAGUCUUCACCGGAGCCAUAUGUACCUAUACCGGAGCUAAUCAACAAAUCUGAUCCGGGCAAAACCAAGAUGCUGCCACAAUUUCUGGAGACGAGGUCAAAUGAAGUUCUGUGUGUCAAAGACAUCUUGAGGGAAAUGACCCACUCGUGGCCCCCUCUCCUGACAGCUAUACAGACACCGAGCACAGAGGAGCCCUCCAAGUCCCUGUUCCAAGCCAAGGAAGCGGAGCUUGUCUCUUCAUGUCCAGGACAAAAAAACUGUGAGUCCUCUCCUGCAGAUCCAUCCCAGCUCGUCCAGCAGAGCCCCUCAGCUUCAUUUAAAGCUGCACAUUCCAGAGGGGUAGAGUCCGCCAGCUCCAGCGAUUCCGAGAGUAGCUCAAGAUCAGAGUCGGAGAGUGAAGGCGCCAUCGAGGAGCCGCCUCAACUCCCCGUGAGCAGCUCCAACAUCACAACCGAGCCUGAUGCUCCUGCAGUGGCCCAUGGUGAUUGGCAGUUGGGGAACUGGAUUCGGUCCAGCCAGCAGAACUCCGGCCCUGAGAGUCAAAGCAGUGCACAUGCCUCUGAGAGCCCCGCUCACAAACAGCCACCGCCCACUCAAAGCUCCAAGCUCUCACUCAGUGUAGAGGUCGUCGACCCCACCAGGGAGUCCAAACCUCAGCUUUCAACCCACCAGAGAGAGUUCACUGAUAGACUUGCAAAGCUCCAGCAGCACAGCGAAAUCCCUCAGGACAACUAUAACCAUCAAAGUAGCCAAAAAUCCCCCGUCGUUGAGUUGAACAGCUGUAGCAGUUCCAGGAAACCUUCACUCAACAAACGCUCCUCAAUACCAGAGAAGGCACGUUGCCCAGAUCGCACUGAGGCAGCUAUCGGUGUGAAGUGUGAGGAAGUUGUCGCCACGCAAGACAAAGAUCCCUGUUUCACAGAUAGACCCAAGGUAAAGACGAAAACAGGACGUAGCAAGAAAAGCAAGGGUAACGGUGACACUAAAAGAGACAUUAAAAGGACUUCUAAACGCACGUCACUUGACAAACGGAAGGCUGGAGAAGAGCCUGAUGUCGCAGUUGUCCCGUGUGGUCAUUGUCCAUCAUGUGGUGUGCAAUAUCCUGUCCCCUGCUCCUGCCCCACCCAAAGUCCUGCUCAGCCUGACCAGCUGUUGCCAGCUCGACUACUUGGAAUCAGUAGUAGCAAACAAAAGUCUGAGACCAUCUGCCAGAGGGGGACCAAGAUUCCUCACAAAACAACCCACAAGAACUCGGGGAGGACUGGACAGAUAGCCAAGAGUUCUCGGGAGCCCCACAGGCCUUCUAGACACCUGCUGGUGAAGAUUGAUCUAAGACUGCUCUCAAGAGUCCCCCCGACCCCGGGAAACCACCAGGACAUACCCAGCAUUGCAAAGAGAUCAGCACUGGUCAUAGAGCAAGAUGGAGGGGGCAGGGAUGCUUCUACUACACACAAACUCGCCAAAACCAGCACAAAGAGUAUAUCUCAAAAUGUCGAGGUAGACAAUGCAACUCUUCCCAGGAAGAAACAGAGGCUGGAAAACAAGAAUACCUCAUCAAAUCAUGCUUCUGUCAAACUGGAACGUUCCUGCAAUUCAAAAGAUGACAGAGAGCGAAAGAAGGCAAAGAAAAACCCUGUUCCUUUGCAGCAGCCUCUGACACCCAAAGACCCUGCUAAAGGCCCAAAGGUGCACAAACGCAGCUCUGGGGAAUCCCAGGAGUCCAGUAAGGAGGCUGUGAAGAGCAAAGACUUGACCACAAAGCACAAGAAGAGCAGUGGAAAGCACACAGAACACCCACACCUUGGAAAGAAGCCACCAAAGAGCAGCCUCGACGUCUCGUCCUCUUCACAGCCCCCCAGGAAAGCUUUGACCAGCAGGCCCUUGUUCAGAUUAGAGGAAAGGCAGUACCCAGUGAAGCAUUACAUAAAAGAGGCCAAAAAACUGAAGCACAAAGCCGAUGCAGAGUCGGAUAAGCUCAGUAAAGCUUUCAAUUACUUGGAUGCGGCCAUGUACUUCGUUGAAAGUGGCAUUGCCAUGGAAAAAGAUCCACACAUUUCAAUGUCUUCCUACACUAUGUUUGCAGAGACAGUGGAACUGCUCAAGUUUGUACUGAAACUUAAAAAUUCAGUGGACGCCUCUGCUUCACCCUCAGAAAAGGACUUUUUAUCUUUGUGUCUGAAGUGCCAGUCUCUGCUGCAGAUGGCCAUGUUUCGCCACAAACAAAAAACUGCAAUCAAGUAUUCAAAGACGCUCACAGACCACUUCAGUAACUCAACAACUCCCGAUCCAUCUGUAGUAACAUUAAAAGUGACAGACACACCGUCCUACACCCCCAACAUGCCGUCUCCAGCCAACACCUCCACCAGCUCAGGUCCCGGCUCCAACCACAGUGUCAGCGGGUUGGUUGUGGACCCUGUCGGCAGCUCUGUGGUCAUUCCCCAGGCCAUCGGACGAGUGGCAUUCAGCUACGUCAACAUCACUAUGUUAUUCUUGAGCGCUCAUGACAUCUGGGAGCAGGCGGAGGAGCUGGCACAAAGAGGCAGCGGUAUGCUGACAGAGCUGGACACACUUAUGGGCCCAUUGAGCCUUGCGUCAAGUAUGAGCUCUGUGGUCGGUUAUACGAGACAGGGCGUCCACUGGCUGAGGCUGGACAGCCAAAAGGUGAAGUGACCAUCAACCUGCUCCCGUCACUGAAUACCUGCGAACCCUUCAGGCCGCCUCGCUGUACCUUUACUUCACCUCUGUGUGUUAUGCUCCCAUACUGACCUGGACUGUCCCUCAGGCUUGUGCCAGUUUUCUCUACUUCACAUGAACUCAUCUCAUCGAG
This is a messenger RNA of Anarrhichthys ocellatus (wolf-eel), 3840 nucleotides long. It is a transcript of the gene aff1, whose product is annotated as AF4/FMR2 family, member 1. Lineage: Eukaryota; Metazoa; Chordata; Actinopteri; Perciformes; Anarhichadidae. Gene Ontology annotation, cellular component: super elongation complex; nucleus. The record is from RefSeq and is a predicted model, not a curated record. Gene Ontology annotation, biological process: regulation of gene expression. The transcript has 19 exons. Bases 204 to 3683 code for a protein of 1159 amino acids.